AUGGGUGAUGCAAACGACUUGAAGGCUAGGGUUGGUACCACGGCUGCUAAAGUCUACUUUUGGUUGGAUCUGUGGUCGGAAGAUCUUGACGUGAUCACUUCUAUAAUUGAGGAUUGUGUGUUGCUGCUACUCUCCUCUCACGAUAACUCACGUGGCCUUUUUCUUGUUUUUCUUUCUUCAUAUUUUCACAAAACAAAAUAG
This is a messenger RNA of Arabidopsis thaliana (thale cress), 201 nucleotides long. RefSeq lists its product as uncharacterized. Bases 1 to 201 code for a protein of 66 amino acids. The transcript has a single exon. The record is from RefSeq and is marked reviewed. NCBI's taxonomy places the organism in Eukaryota, Viridiplantae, Streptophyta, Magnoliopsida, Brassicales, Brassicaceae.